AUGAAUCGUUACCAAUCUCAUGCUUUGCAAUCAAAAGAGCUGAUGAGAUUUUUUUUAAAUUCGAAUUUAGGACGCGUAUUAAAAGUCUAUCGAGGGCAGCAAAUAACGGCUGGAGAGUACGCUGAAUGGAAACGAAACCGAGGUAAUCUGGUGUCAAUCAAUUCGUUUGUUUCGACAACCGAAGAUCGACAAGUAGCAUCGAUAUUUUCUGGAUCAGGUCAAUUAAGACCCGAACAAGAAUCAGUUAUAUUUGAGGUUUCGAUCGAUACAUCACUCAGCGAUUGUGUACCUUCAUUCGCUAAUGUAUCUCAUUUAAGCGCCGUUGCCGACGAAGGAGAAAUUUUACUAGCCAUGGGUGCUGUUUAUCGUAUCGAAUCUUUUGAUGAAGUCGAAGAUGGAGUUACUCUUAUUCGUUUGUCAAUGUGCACACGAGAUGAUGAACAAUUCGCUCAGUUCAAGAAAGUCAUUCUCAAUAUUCAACCUUUAGUGUCAUUCGAGAUGAUUGAUUGCCGACACGAAUCGGGAGCGAUGCUCGCAUUGGCAUAUCUCCUUCUGAAAAUGGGUGAGCGACGUAAAGCAAUUGUAAUGUACGAUAUGGCUAAAGCUCGAUUCGUUAGAGAGCAACGGGUUGAUCCUAUCUUCGAAUAUUUGUGUAAAGUUAUCAAAGUACAUUUUGAUAGCUUGAAAGCUUUGCUAAGUGGAAAUGGUGCAUUAGACUUUAUACGGCAUAGUGCCUCUGACGAAAAUCGGAAAAUCACAGCUACUAUUGCUCCCGAUCUGGUGAACCUUAUAACAGAAAUAGCAUCAUUCGACUCUCUUGAUGAAGUCGAUCCCAGCAACUUUCAGAAACGGCUCUACCAUGCAGUACAACCAUUGUCUAGUAUUAUAAAUCCUGAAAUUUUGCUUCAAAGUAUGGGUUUUACUAACUCUAAUAAUGGAAGAAACCAGAAUCUAUCAAAUCCUCAAACGAUAACACAAAAUGAGUUACGACAUCUCUUAGGCAGCAAUCAUUUCAGUGAGCGAGAAUCAUUAUUACAGAAAGCACAAGAAGCCGAACAAUGUGGUAAUACCGACCUGGCUCUUGACUUUUACUUACAAUGCUCGAAUCAACCAGACGGCUCAAAUGUAACAGACUUGCUCCAAAAUGUAACAGCCAAUGUCAAUAUUGUUAAAAUUUUUCUACAACAAGGUGAGCUCGAAAUCGCGUUGCAGUUCGCUACGAACGUAUUAAAUAUGCAUGAACUUCCACCAAAAUCGAGUUAUGUUAUCAUUGUGCACAAAAUGUGUGUUUAUAUAUACAUCAUGAAACGAGAUUGGACAAAAGCAAGAGAGAGCCAAGAGCAGGUUGUAGAUUUUCUAGAAACUGAGCGCAUCACAACAGGUUCUACUAGUCUCGAUCUCGCAUCCGAAACGAACAUGUUACACAAUCUACGAACAGGAAGCUAUCAAGUUUUAGAAGCCAUAGCAAAGAGUGUCAAACAAAACUUACUCACAGAACUCAAAAUAGUAUUUCACGUAAAUCAAUAG
Molecule: messenger RNA, 1527 nt
Organism: Rotaria sp. Silwood2
Lineage: Eukaryota; Metazoa; Rotifera; Eurotatoria; Philodinida; Philodinidae
Source: the annotation of a GenBank genome assembly